Caenorhabditis elegans is the source of this 1123-nucleotide messenger RNA. RefSeq names its product Seven TM Receptor (gene str-79). The transcript is spliced from 6 exons. Gene Ontology annotation, biological process: detection of chemical stimulus involved in sensory perception of smell. The record is from RefSeq and is marked reviewed. The coding region runs from base 1 to 1077 and encodes 358 amino acids. Lineage: Eukaryota; Metazoa; Nematoda; Chromadorea; Rhabditida; Rhabditidae.
AUGCCCAUUCUCGACGGCCCAACUUGGUUGAAAGUUACUAAUUGGUUCAAUAUAAUUUGUUUUAGUACUUCCAUUCCCAUCAACUUCUUCCUGCUGUACUGCGUCGUGACCCAAUCCGGUAGGAAUAUUGGCGAUUACAAAACUUUGCUGAUUUGGUUUGCUGUUCAUUGCAUGGCUUUUCCGGCUGUCAAUUUAAUUACUAAUAUGAAUUUCUACACUCACGAGGCUACUUUGUUCAUUCUCACCGUCGCAAACCGUUUCAAUUUUCCAUGCUUGGGUGUCUGGAUGUUGCUUGCAACUAACUGGAUAUGCUGCGGCUACUCUAUUCUCUCAUUGAAUGCUCAAUUUGCAUUUAGAUGGAUUGUUAUGUCAAAUUCCGGAAAAAAUCUUUUCUGGCGAUUUCGUAAAGAGAUUUUUCUCAAUGUACUACUUGGAGUGACUGGUUUUUAUUCAUUUUCUGGAUUUCUUGGUAUCCAGCUAACACCGGCAAAGGACUUGGCGAUUCAGGAGACAUUGGCAGAUGCUUACAACGUGACUCCGGAUAACGUGUAUUAUAUUGCAGUGCAAUAUUUUGAUCGAGAUGCACACAAUGUGAAGGUUUAUGACACUAUAUCGUUCACCGUUGCUAUUGGGAACAUUCUCAUUUUUUUCGGGAUGGUGGUUUUCAUUUUCGUCUGUGGAGUACGGACAUUUUUUGCUGCACAACGGAACACUGCCGAGUUGCUGAAUCACAAACAGCUCCAGAAGGAUUUGACUAUAGCGCUUUUGAUUCAAACUGUUGUCCCAUCUUUGCUUAUUUUCCUGCCGUGUGCAAUUUUCUACCUGCUUCCACUUUUCGAGCAACCUCUUGGCGUUGAUGCAAACAUUCUGCUAAUUGCAAUGGAUAUUUUCUCGAACGUUGGCCCCAUAAGUAUUCUGUUCACAUUCAAGAACUAUCGGCUGUACAUUUUAAAGCUCUGCCGUCGCAAAAUUGCUCAAAAAAUUCGAUGCAGUGUCAUUGAAAUGACAACUGUCACUGAGAACCGUGUCUAUGCACAGAACUAUUCUGAUUGGGAUAUUCGGUUUGAUAUGAUUUGAAAAUUGUUUGGCAUUAGAGAAAUGAAGUCAAGUUAUGUUUGUUUUU